This is a messenger RNA of Fraxinus pennsylvanica, 1293 nucleotides long. Lineage: Eukaryota; Viridiplantae; Streptophyta; Magnoliopsida; Lamiales; Oleaceae. The record is from the annotation of a GenBank genome assembly.
AUGCCGGAGAUCAGAGACGACAAUGGAAAUAAACCGUCUUAUAUAACCGGCGGCGGAGAGGAAGAGCUAGGCUGCAAGCUCUUCAAGAAGUACGAGCUCGGGAAGCUCCUGGGUUAUGGCGCCUUCGCCAAGGUGUACCACGCGCGGGACUUGCGCACUGGCCAGAGUGUGGCCAUUAAAGCCAUGAGCAAGCAGAAGAUCCUCAAAAGGAACCUCACGGCACACAUUAAGAGGGAGAUUUCUAUAUUGCGCCAGCUGCGCCACCCCCAUAUAGUGCGCCUCCUUGAGGUCAUGGCCAGCAAGACCAAAAUCUAUUUCGUCCUAGAAUUCGCCAAGGGCGGUGAAUUGUUUGCGAAAAUUGCGAAAGGCCGAUUCAGCGAGGACCUCAGCCGCAAAUAUUUCCAGCAAUUAAUCUCCGCUGUGGAUUACUGCCACUCGCGCGGCGUUUAUCACCGCGAUUUGAAGCCGGAAAAUCUAUUACUUGACGAGAAUUGGGAACUCAAAAUCACGGAUUUCGGACUGUCCGCCGUGUCGGAUCAGAUCCAACCCGACGGCCUCCUCCACACACUCUGCGGAACCCCCGCCUACGUGGCGCCGGAAAUACUCGCAAAGAAGGGAUACGACGGCGCAAAAGUCGACAUAUGGUCAUGCGGAAUCAUACUGUAUGUAUUAAAUGCGGGUUACUUGCCAUUCAACGACCCGAAUUUGAUGGUGAUGUACAAGAAAAUCUACAAAGGAGAAUUCCGGUGCCCCAAAUGGACAUCUCCGGAGCUAAAGCGGUUCUUAACCCGGAUCCUGGACCCGAACCCGAAUACCCGUGUUACCAUUCAAGAAAUAAUCAAUGACCCGUGGUUCAGAAAGGGGUACAAGGAGAUUAAAUUCCCAAUCGAGAAUGAAUUUGAAUUCAAGAAUUUUAGCGAAGGGGAAGAGAAGGGUUUUUUGAAUGCCUUUGAUAUAAUCUCAUUUUCCUCCGGUUUCGAUCUGUCCGAUUUGUUCAGUAACAACGGGAAUCGCAUUGACGGCGAAAUGUUAAUCUCAAAAGAGCCACCGGAGAGAAUAAUUGAGAAAAUUGAGGCGGUGGCGAAAGAGGAAGGACUAGUGGUGGCAAAGAAGGGAUUAAGCGUAAGACUGCAGGGGCAAAAUGGGAAUUCUAUUGUGGUUGUUGAGAUUAACCGGUUAACGGAAGAGCUGGUGAUGGUGGAGAUGAAAAGCGGUGGAUUUGGACGUGAUAUAUGGAUAAAGAAAUUCGAGCGACUACUCAAUUCUUCACCGGAACACGUAGCCGGUGACUGA